This is a messenger RNA of Nanorana parkeri, 3983 nucleotides long. RefSeq names its product protocadherin-10-like. Gene Ontology annotation, cellular component: plasma membrane. Gene Ontology annotation, molecular function: calcium ion binding. The transcript is spliced from 4 exons. Lineage: Eukaryota; Metazoa; Chordata; Amphibia; Anura; Dicroglossidae. Bases 1 to 2886 code for a protein of 961 amino acids. The record is from RefSeq and is a predicted model, not a curated record. Gene Ontology annotation, biological process: homophilic cell-cell adhesion.
AUGUGCUGGAGGAUGAGGAUGAGAGCCUAUUGUGGACAGGUGUACCUGGCUAUCCUAACUUGCUGCUUGGUGCCUGCUUCCAGCCAGAUCAGAUACACCGUGCCGGAGGAACUGGAGCACGGGGCUUUUGUAGGGAACAUCGCGGAGGACCUGGGCUUGGACAUCUCCAAGCUGUCAUCUCGGCGCUUCAGGAUCGUGUCUGGAAGCAACAAGCAGCACCUGGAGGUGAACCUGGAGAACGGGAUCUUGUUCGUCAAUGAGAAAAUAGACCGGGAAGAAGUUUGUGAGUUCCAGCCUGUAUGUUCCUUGCACUUGCAGGUGGUGAUGGAGAACCCUCUGGAGCUCUACAGGGUCGAGGUGGAGAUUUUGGAUAUCAAUGACAACGCGCCCAGCUUUCCUUGGCAUGACUAUGUGCUGGAAGUGACUGAGUCGGCGGCGCCUGGUGCCCGCUUUCCUCUAGAGAGCGCCCAGGAUCCCGAUGUUGGUACCAACUCCUUGCGCACCUACAAGCUCAGCCCCAACGGCUUCUUCUCCUUGGAGGUUCAGAGCCGGAGCGAUGGCAGCAAAUUCGCCGAGCUGGUUUUGGAAAGACCUUUAGACAGGGAGCAGCAGAAGACUCAUCGGGUGUUGUUGACUGCUUUGGAUGGGGGGGUUCCUGAGAGAUCUGGCACCGCCAUGGUCAUUAUCAGCGUGCUGGAUGCCAAUGACAACGUGCCCACCUUCGACCAGACCUUUUACAGGGUGAGCUUACAAGAGAACGUACCUAGGGGUACCUUAGUCAUCAAGCUCAAUGCUACCGAUCUGGAUGAAGGCACCAACGGGGAGAUAGAAUACUCCUUUAGUGGCCAUGCUCCUCAAAAGGUGAGGGACCUAUUCAUGGUGGAACCCCGCUCCGGAAAUGUGAGGGUUAAAGGGGUUCUGGACUACGAAAAGUCCAAUCUCUACGAACUGUACAUUCAAGCCAAAGACAGGGGACCGUCAGCCGUGGCCGUUCACUGCCGGGUGCUGGUGAACCUGCUGGACAUGAACGACAAUGCCCCAGAGGUGAUCCUCACCUCGGUGUCCACGCCGGUCAUGGAAGACGCACCGCCAGGAACCGUGAUCGCUGUCAUCAGCGUUAUGGAUCGCGACUCGGGCGACAACGGGGAUGUCAACUGCGACAUCCCCAAAAACGUCCCCUUCCAACUGCACUCUUCCUAUAAGAACUAUUACACUCUGGUGACCACCGAGAUCCUGGACAGGGAGGCUGUGUCCGAGUACAACAUCACCAUCAGCGCCAGGGACUUCGGGUCACCACCUUUGAUGACCAAAAAGAUCAUCAACGUCCAGGUGACGGACAUGAAUGACAACGUCCCUACUUUCCUGCAGCCCUCCUAUACCGUGUAUGUGAUGGAGAAUAACCCCCCGGGGGCUUCCAUCUGUUCUGUGACUGCUGUGGACCCUGAUUCCAAUCAGAACUCUUACCUGUCCUAUUCCAUCAUGGAGGGUCAAAUUCAGGGGAUGCCGGUGUCUACCUAUGUCUCCAUUAACUCGGACAGUGGUAAUAUCUAUGCCCUGCGAUCCUUUGACUAUGAGCAGAUCCGGAACUUUCAGAUAAGGGUGCAGGCACAGGAUGCUGGCUUCCCCCCUCUUAGCAGCAAUGUCACUGUCAAUGUCUUCAUAUUGGACCAAAAUGACAAUGUCCCCGUGAUUGUGUCCCCUUUACCAAAGAAUGGCUCUGUGGCCACCGAUGUGAUCCCCAGAUCUGCCGAUCCAGGCUACCUGGUGGGAAAGGUUUCAGCCAUGGAUGCUGAUUCUGGACAAAACUCACGUCUUUCCUAUCAGAUUCUGCAGGCUACAGACUCUACAUUAUUCAGCAUUGCCUUAUACACGGGGGAGCUGAGGACUAUCCGUUCUCUGGUGGACAAGGAUGCUACCAAGCACCGACUUCUGAUCCAAGUCAGGGACAAUGGCCAGCCUCCUUUAUCCACCUCUGUUUCCAUUGUCCUGACUGUGGUGGACAGCAUCCCCGAGACCCCCUCAGAACUCAACGAUCUCCCUGUAAAUUCAGACCCCUCUUCCACCUCCUCCCUCACCCUCUACUUAAUAGUGUCCCUGGGCUCGGUGUCAUUUACCUUCCUGGUGGCCAUAAUUGUCCUCACAGUCAUUAAAUGUCACAAAAACAGACUGUCCCUGCAGGAUUACAAGUGUUCCCUGCCUACCUGUUGCUGCCUAAGGUCUGGAGCGUCGGGAGACGUCUUCAAGAACUCCAACAUCAACCUGCAGAUCUCCUCUGGCAAUAAAGUCCAAACGAACUGCAUGGAGUCUUCAGGGAGUGGCCCCCAAAACUACUGUUACAAAGUCUGCCUGACGCCAGAGUCGGCCAAAAGCGAUUUUAUGUUUCUAAAGCCAUAUAACUCUACCACCCAGAACAACGAGAAGAUCCCAGAAAAGACAUCCUCGGGGAAAGGAGGGCAGAACCCCCCUGCUGUAAACAAUACAGUCAACGAGAUAAAGCUUCCCAAUACUGACUGGUCACCUCAGAAGACACAGAAACCGGGCCUCAAAAGUUCACAGAGUCUUGAAGAUCUUGGAACUCGAAAAGGUGUGAAAAAAGAUCAUGACAGACUACGUACACUAGUUUCCCCAACUGACAUAAAAAAGACACCUCCGACAUCAAAUGGCGUUUGGAGCCCCAAGUACGGUGCACCAUUCCAACAGCAUGUUCCAUCCCUGGACUAUCAACAUAAUGUAUAUAUUCCGGGGACGCCGACGUUAUUAGCCAACAAAGGUCACUAUAUGGAUCACGAAGAGAAAAACAGUUUUUCCACCUUCGGAAAAAAAAGGAAAAUGACGUCACGUUGUGAUGUACAUGAUGACAUGAUCAUCCAGAAUGAGCUAAAAUGAGCUGGGCUCAAAAAAGACAUCCCAAAGUGUAAACCACAGAGCCAAUGCCAACCAUCUAGAGGAGAACUGGGACCUCAGAGGUUAAUAAACUGUGUCAUUACUAUGCCAAGAACACUGUCUCAACUCACCUACCUGACGUCUGUUUGUGUGCGAUAAUUCUGAAAACACAAAUGGUGACAGGUCCCGAUCUAUAAAGUGCAACGGGACAAGGAGAUCUAAAAUUAAUCUGUAACACUUGAAAUGAAAGUACACUUGGUGAGGUAAUGAAGGCGCAAAAGGAACGUACACAGAGACAAUGAAAAUAAAUGACAGUGAAGCACUGUGUUGGGUAAAUGGACAGGAUGCAAUUUCAUUUGGUAAAACAGAUUCAAUGUGGGUGCGAAUGAAAGUCGCCUGUGUGUAAAAAGCAAUUUUCUCUAUCUGCAGUCAAGCGAAAGACUUCCUUGAGGACUGGAGAGUGAAUGAGAGGACAUCCUUUCUGAAAUGUCAUUUUGAGUUCCAGCCUUUGGCAAUUUCCAUUUAGUGACAGUUCUGUCUUUCAUUGUUAAUAUGUGAAUGUACUCAGUGAAUAUAUACAUUUUUUUUUGUUGAGCUAGCGUGCGUGUUUCUGCAGAGCAAAUGAAGGGUGUGCGUAUAUGUCCAAAUUAUAUUUACAUAUAGUCAAUGUUCAACUAAACACGUUCAUUGUGGCUUCACAUGCAACACAAUCACCAAACAAGUGUAAAUAAAUGUAUAUGCUAUUUUUCAAAUAACACUUGUAUUAAAGAAAACUACACUCGCUGUGAUGUUUAAAGUUACUAUGUUAAACAUAUGGAAAGCUUUUUCUUUCUGUUUCUAGAUGUACGCAAGAGUUGCAGACAGAGAUGAACAAACUUAAAAAUAUGCUGUUUGUGGAUCUCUGAGAUAUGCGUCAAAUCCUGAUCCAGCAUGAUAAGGUUACUUGUCUCUUCCCGUUACAAUAUGGAGAUAAUACGAGGUGGAAUUAGAGUGAUUGAGCAGGAAUCUGUUUCAUCUGACAUUCUAUUUUCUAAUUAAAUGCAUAAAAAGCCAGUAGUGUAACUUGACAGUUAAAGGGUCAGUCCACUAAAAAGUGAUAU